AUGGUAGCUGCUCCUUCCUCGCCAACAGCAGCAACACCAGCUCAGUUGAUCGUCGAUUUUAUGCGGCACGGAUGGAACCUACCGAUUCCAGAACUAAUUAUCUCUGUAACUGGUGGUGCACGAUUUUAUAAGAUCACAACGCCCGAACUGCGAACAGAGUUUCAAGACGGCUUAAUAUCCGCCGCACUAACAACCGAUCUCAUAUUGAAAUUGCGGGCGGAAAUUGAACGACAAGCAAGUGCGAUUAGUAGUCAAGGACAACCUCAUCAUAUACCAGUUAUACAAAUCUUAGCAGAAGGAGGUCCGUCAUCUGUGAAAACUGUUUGUGAAGCAUUAAACCAAAAUACCUAUCUCAUUGUCAUUGAGGAGACCGGUCGUGCUGCAGAUCUCAUAGCAAAGGAAUAUAAAACUAUCUAUGAGUCUCCAGGUGAAACUUCAGAACAAGAGAUUGCCCGAAAAUAUGCAGACUUUAUGGCGAGAUAUACGAAAGGUACAGAGGACCAGAUCAUUAAUGAGACGAAUAGAGAGCAAUUUAUAGAUAUAAUGAAACCGAGUAUUGCACAGUUUCACAUUAGUACAUUUAAAUUUGGAAACAAGAAAGAAAAGUUAAAUGAUGCCAUAUUGAAUGCGAUAAUGAAAGCAACCAAAUCAAAAGCUGGAAACACUAAAGAAAGCAAGAGGACGGAAGAUCUCAAACUGGCCAUGACAUGGAAGAAGUUUGAUUGGGUUAAUAAGAUAUUGGAAGAAAAACGAAUAGGAGUACGAUUCGGGCACGGUCUUGAUCUCAGUUUGUUAACUGCUCUGCGUCUCGCUUCCGUUGUGUUUAUAGAAAAAUUGACGGAGAAUGGUGCAUCCUUGUAUCAUUUAAAGAAACUGAUGAAAAUACGUGGUCUGUAUGAGCAUUCGCAAACUAUUCUUCCUCCACCAAAGAUUAAUAAACGAGAACGAAACGAGUUCGAACCCCAUCUGUCGGCUGUACCAGCAUUAUUUAAAAAUAGUAUUGUAAAACAGUUUGAAUAUUAUUACACUUAUCUAAAUAAAAACGCAUCAAAAACCGUAUUCUCAUCGAAGGUAGAACGUCAAACGGACUUAGAGUAUAUCUAUGGAAUUCUCGAUGACACGGAGAAUGCGCUUCUAGAUUAUAGUAACAAAGUUAUAUUUAACUCCGUUGACAUGAUCCUCAGAGACGGUUAUCUCAAUAGUAUUUCGAUUAAUUUUCAUGGUGAACCAGUUUCUCAUAAUCCUGAAAUAUGGAUCUAUAUUUUGACGGCUACAGCUAAUCCAAACGACUAUAUAAUAACGUUCAGACACCAAAUUCCACCUAGCGAUAUCAAGCCUUCAACUGGCAUACAAAACUUUAACCUUUCAAGCUCGGCAAUAUUCAUUACCAAUGGACAGUUUAUUGCUCUUCAUUUCGGGGUGCAAACAGGCUUUGUGUACAAUACAAAAGGACGAAAUCAAUAUUCAACUAUUCAGAGAGAAAAGAGUUCUAAAACGAAAACAACUUUAACGUUGGAAAAUCAAUCGAAGUUAGGAAUAGCUUUCAGCUUUAGUAUUAGUCCUCCAUCAGGCCUUUUGGAAGAACGCGAAGUUGGUUUAAAAGAACAAAAUCCAGUUAUGGAUAUUUCUACAGAGGACGUGCAAUUGUCAGAUUCUACUACAAUAUUGUAUGUACGUGUUACUGUACCUCUGCAAAUUGCCUGA
Messenger RNA from Didymodactylos carnosus, 1704 nucleotides. The record is from the annotation of a GenBank genome assembly. NCBI's taxonomy places the organism in Eukaryota, Metazoa, Rotifera, Eurotatoria, Philodinida, Philodinidae.